GUCCGAACAGUCUGUAUGCCCGCGAAGCGCGCGCGCGCCCGCUGGCCGUACGAUGUGGGUCACUGGUCCGCCGUCCUCGCGCCCGGCCUCUGCGCGACGUCACUGUGGCAUUGUUUCGGGCGGAGUCCCGGCGGCCAGUCAGAAGGCAGUGACGCGGGCGGGGCGGCAGGGGGAGCCCGCCCUCCUCCUCCACAUCCUCCUCCCUCGGUCCCGCCCCGCUUUCCCUUCGCCCCUCGCCGGCCUGCGUCACCGGGCAAGAUGGAGACCGCCGAGGAAGACAUAUGCAGGGUAUGUCGGUCUGAAGGAACUCCAGAAAAGCCUCUCUAUCAUCCGUGUGUAUGCACUGGCAGUAUUAAAUUUAUCCAUCAAGAAUGCUUAGUUCAGUGGCUCAAACACAGCAGAAAAGAAUACUGUGAAUUAUGUAAACACAGAUUUGCUUUCACACCAAUUUAUUCCCCAGAUAUGCCUUCCCGGCUUCCAAUCCAAGACAUAUUUGCUGGACUAGUUACAAGUAUCGGCACAGCAAUACGAUACUGGUUUCACUAUACACUUGUGGCCUUUGCAUGGUUGGGAGUUGUACCUCUUACAGCAUGCCGCAUCUACAAGUGCUUGUUUACUGGCUCUGUGAGCUCACUACUGACACUGCCAUUAGAUAUGCUUUCAACAGAGAACUUACUGGCAGACUGUUUGCAAGGUUGUUUUGUGGUGACAUGCACGCUCUGUGCGUUUAUCAGCCUUGUCUGGUUACGUGAACAAAUUGUCCAUGGAGGAGCACCGCAGUGGCUGGAACAAAAUCAGCAGCAAGCCAUCAAUGAUGUUGGUCAACCAAAUGAGGCUCAGGGUGCUGGAAAUGGUGGAGCUGAAAAUGCUGCUCCUGACCAGCCUGUGGAUCAGCCUGCUGAGAAUGCUGUUAUUGGGGAAAAUCCAGAAAUCCAAGAAGAACAACCAGAUGAAGAGGAAGAAGAUAAUGAAGAUGAAGAAGAUGUUGUAGUAGAAGAUGCAGCAGAUGCAAACAAUGGAGCUCAAGAUGACAUGAACUGGAAUGCUUUAGAAUGGGAUCGAGCCGCAGAAGAACUCACAUGGGAAAGAAUGCUUGGACUUGAUGGAUCCCUGGUUUUUCUAGAACAUGUAUUCUGGGUGGUGUCAUUAAAUACACUAUUCAUACUUGUGUUUGCAUUUUGUCCCUACCACAUUGGCCACUUCUCUAUUGUUGGGUUAGGCUUUGAAGAAUAUGUUCAAGCAUCUCACUUUGAAGGCCUAAUCACAACAAUAGUUGGCUACGUGCUCCUGGCAGUCUCCUUAAUUGUGUGUCAUGGCUUGGCUGCACUUGUAAAAUUUCAGAGAUCUCGUCGCUUGCUUGGAGUAUGCUAUAUAGUUGUCAAGGUGUCAUUGUUAGUGGUGGUAGAAAUUGGUGUUUUCCCUCUCAUCUGUGGCUGGUGGUUGGACAUAUGUUCUCUGGAAAUGUUUGACGCUACUUUGAAGGACAGAGAGUUGAGUUUCCAAUCUGCUCCUGGCACGACGAUGUUCCUUCACUGGCUAGUUGGAAUGGUGUAUGUCUUUUACUUUGCGUCCUUCAUUCUUUUGCUGAGAGAGGUGCUGAGACCUGGUGUCCUCUGGUUUCUGAGAAAUUUAAAUGAUCCAGACUUCAAUCCAGUUCAAGAAAUGAUUCAUUUGCCUAUCUAUAGGCAUCUCAGAAGGUUUAUUUUAUCAGUGAUUGUCUUUGGGUCAAUUGUCUUGCUCAUGCUUUGGCUUCCAAUACGAAUUAUUAAAUAUCUCCUGCCUCAUUUUCUUCCAUAUAAUGUCAUGCUCUACAGUGAUGCUCCUGUGAGUGAACUUUCCCUCGAACUGCUUUUGCUUCAGGUUGUACUUCCAGCUUUGCUUGAACAAGGACACACGAGGCAGUGGCUGAAGGGUCUUGUACGGGCGUGGACUGUUACUGCUGGAUACUUACUGGAUCUGCAUUCUUACUUACUUGGAGACCAGGAAGAGAAUGAAAACAAUGCAAACCAACAGCCUAAUAACCAACCUGCUCGCAAUAACAAUGCCAUUCCAGUUGUGGGAGAAGGUCUUCACGCAGCCCACCAAGCCAUACUACAACAAGGAGGACCUGUUGGUUUUCAGCCUUACCGAAGGCCUUUAAAAUUUCCACUCAGGAUAUUUCUGUUGAUUGUUUUUAUGUGUAUAACACUGCUAAUUGCAAGUCUUAUCUGCCUUACGUUACCAGUGUUUACUGGACGUUGGUUGAUGUCCUUUUGGACGGGGACUGCCAAAAUCCAUGAAUUAUAUACAGCUGCUUGUGGACUGUAUGUUUGCUGGCUUACCAUUCGUGCAGUGACAGUGCUUGUUGCUUGGAUGCCACAAGGCCGCCAAGUGAUUUUUCAGAAAGUUAAGGAAUGGUCCCUUAUGAUAAUGAAAACUUUAAUAGUUGCGGUGCUGCUGGCUGGUGUAGUUCCACUUCUCCUUGGACUUCUCUUUGAGUUAGUUAUUGUUGCUCCUUUGAGAGUUCCUCUGGAUCAGACACCACUCUUCUAUCCAUGGCAGGACUGGGCUCUUGGUGUUCUACAUGCCAAAAUAAUUGCUGCCAUAACUCUGAUGGGUCCUCAGUGGUGGCUGAAAACAGUUAUUGAGCAGGUUUAUGCAAAUGGAAUACGGAAUAUUGAUUUACACUUUAUAAUACGGAAGCUUGCAGCGCCUGUUAUCUCAGUUUUGUUGCUUUCCCUGUGCGUACCUUACAUCAUAGCUUCUGGUGUUGUACCUUUACUAGGUGUCACUCCUGAAAUGCAAAAUCUAGUACAGCGUCGGAUUUAUCCUUUUCUACUCAUGGUGGUGGUUUUGAUGGGGAUCUUAUCCUUCCAGGUCCGUCAGUUCAAGCGCCUUUAUGAACACAUUAAAAAUGACAAAUACCUUGUUGGACAGCGACUUGUGAAUUAUGAACGAAAAGCUGGGAAACAAGCAACAUCACCGCCGCCGCCCCAGUCUUCACAAGAAUAGAAAUGGUCACAUGGAAUUACUUGAUCUUCCCUUGCCUUUGUGUCCUUUUUCAAAGACUUGUCUUCAUUCUUUGGGUGUCUUUCCCAACAGUCCUCUCAGCUGGGUUUUUAUCUUUUAAUUUUUGCUUCUUUUCUCAUGGCAUUCAGAUAGCAGUUAAGGCUGUGCCCCUUUUACCUGCAUUUUCUGAUGUUAUCAGUGCUGAGAUCUGUAAAUGUGUAAAUAGCAAUACCCGAUACCCUAAAAACGUGGAUUAAAAAUGAAUGUUCAUUGUACAUCUUUAAAAGAAUAUUAAUUUAUUAAAUCUAGUUGUCACUUUA
Molecule: messenger RNA, 3308 nt
Organism: Anolis carolinensis (green anole)
Lineage: Eukaryota; Metazoa; Chordata; Lepidosauria; Squamata; Anolidae
Gene: marchf6
Product: membrane associated ring-CH-type finger 6
Exons: 26
Coding region: 16-2991 (991 amino acids)
Cellular component (GO): endoplasmic reticulum membrane
Molecular function (GO): zinc ion binding
Source: RefSeq, a predicted model, not a curated record